Molecule: messenger RNA, 3126 nt
Organism: Nanorana parkeri
Lineage: Eukaryota; Metazoa; Chordata; Amphibia; Anura; Dicroglossidae
Gene: DACT1
Product: dishevelled binding antagonist of beta catenin 1
Exons: 4
Coding region: 2-2446 (814 amino acids)
Biological process (GO): negative regulation of JNK cascade; regulation of Wnt signaling pathway, planar cell polarity pathway; negative regulation of canonical Wnt signaling pathway
Cellular component (GO): cytoplasm
Source: RefSeq, a predicted model, not a curated record
GAUGAAGCCGCUCAUAGCCGCAUCGGAGCUCACUCAGGAGAGCUCUCCCCGGCGCAAGGACAAGGCAGAGGAUUCCGAACGUCACCGGACCCGGGAGCGCCUGGAAGCCACCCUGGCCGGGCUGGGCGAGCUGGGAUACCUGCGGCACCGGCAGGAGAUCCUGGUGAAGGCAGCCCUGAGCCCCGGAGUGGCCCCUUGUACUGACCCUGCUGGCAAAGGUGACAACCCCCGGAGCCUGGAGGAGCGGUUCUUGGAGGAAAAUAUUCUGCUGCUCAAAAAACAAUUGAACUGUUUGCGAAAGCGUGAUGCUGGCCUGUUAAGUCAACUGCAUGAACUGGACAAGCAGAUUAAUGACCUGAAGCUGGAUGUUGAGAAGACGGCUGAGGAACAUCUUGAAACAGACAGCCGGCCCAGUUCAGGAUUUUACGAGCUGAGUGAUGGGACGUCAGGAUCUCUUUCCAAUUCCUCCAACUCUGUCUUCAGCGAGUGUUUAUCCAGCUGUCAGUCCAGCACCUGCUUUUGCAGCCCUCUGGAAGCAUCAUUAAAUCUUACAGAUGGUCAGCCAAGAUCAUCAGAUGACUUCUUUGAAUGGUUGGACUACAGAGAAGGCCAGUGUGAAAAUACGGGCACAGUUAGGCGCUCUUUCUCCGUACCCCAUUCUAACACCACUGAAGUUGUUGCUGAUGUUCAUCCCAAGUAUCAGUGUGAUCUGGUCUCCAAAAAUGGCAAUGAUGUCUACCGAUACCCAAGCCCUCUGCAUGCUGUGGCUGUGCAGAGCCCAAUAUUUUUGUUAUCAAUGAUGGGAAAUAUGAAGGUGGAGGAGGAGGGGGAGAUUGGAACCAGUAUGAAUGACUGCUCAGUGUCUGAACUCGACACACUAAAAUCUGAAGACUCUUUGUUGCCACACAGUAGUCCCUGCUCUGUUCCCUUUUCCUCCAGUAAAAAAUUGGAUGGGUACAUUUUGAGUGUCAUACAGAAAAAAUCACAUCCUGUAAGGACUAACAAACCUCGAACAAGUGCAAAUGUAGACCCAGCCAAAGGCAUUUUACGACAUGGGAGUAUAUGUGUGAAACAGACUGGUGGCAUCGCUCAUAACGGCAUUACUAACCUGAAGAAUUCUAAACAGCCAUGUUUACAUUCCUCUGGAAUACCCUCUAUGGAUAAUGGCACUUACCCUGCUUUAAAACAGUGUUUGAAAGAAACUCAAAAUGAACAGCUGGAGAGUAAAGUGCCACUGGCCUCCAGCUACCAGCCAAGUAACAUUAAUGAACUACAGAGCCAAAACAAUUCACGGAAUGUUAAGUCAGUCCCCCAAAAUCUUGGAAGGGGUUCUGGGGUUGGCACACCGAACAUUCAAAAGGAACUGCAUGUAAAUCCCAAUACAGUUGCCAGCCAUUUUUCCAAUGUUACCAGUCCUCUUUGUAAUGGAUCUCCCAAAGAAACUCAUAAGAUCACUACACUUCCUCAGGAAGUUAAAAUUGUACAACAACCAAAACGAAUUUCACCCAAAAACACAAUUGACUCUUAUCAUGCAUCAUCUCACGAUGAGAGGCCAUCUCUUGACUUCAAGAGUGAAGGGUCUUCUUCUCAGAGCCUGGAUGAAGGACUUUUGGUAAAUGCACAUUAUAUACCAGCCCAACAACAAGGUGUUAAACUCCAUAAGUCAAUCAAAAAUGUAAAGAUUGUCAAAAGCUCAACUUUAAAACACAGGUCCAAUGUUCAGCAUGUUGUGGAAAAUGGCUCUCAGACGCUGAAAGAGAAGAGCAAGGUGGUAACUAAAAAAUGCCGUUUCCCUGAUGACUUGGAUAUAAAUAAAAAAGUAAGAAAGAUCUCUCCAAGAAGUAAGAAGGUUGUAGAAAGUGGUAUUGUGGGUAAAAAUGCAGGGGCUAGCAAAUCUGCUAGCAAACCUCAUGGACAUGCAAAGGAUGUAGUGUUGGCCAAACCCAGACACAAGAGGGGUGAUUACCGUAGGUGGAAGUCGUCAGCUGAAAUUUCUUAUGAAGAGGCGUUACGGAGGGCAAGACGGCGGCACCAAAGAGAGAUGGUAGGACUCUAUGCACAGGUGCCUGUACCUUAUGCAAGCCCUUACGCUUACAUUGCAAGUGACUCUGAGUACUCUGCAGAAUGUGAGUCUCUGUUUCAUUCCACUGUUGUAGACACCAGUGAAGAUGAACAGAGCAACUAUACAACAAACUGUUUUGGGGAUAGCGAGUCCAGUUUAAGUGAGGUUGAAUUUGUUGGAGAAAGCACAACGUCAAGUGACACUGAUGAAAGUGGUGGACUUAUCUGGUCGCAGUUUGUACAUACCCUUCCGAUGCAAACACCUACAGCUUCUGCUCUUCAAACAACAGCCAAAGCCUUUGUCAAAAUUAAAGCCUCACACAACCUGAAGAAGAAAAUUCUUCGCUUUCGAUCUGGGUCACUAAAGUUAAUGACGACAGUUUGAAACAUCAAAUGUUUUCCUAUUGUCCCUGACCCCGUUCUCUCUGUAAAUAAAGCUGUACCAUUUGUGCAAAUAUUUAAAGUUUACAGUAACUUAUGUGGACUUCUGAAAACUCUUCUUGUACUGCCUAAAUUCUAAGAACUGGUGUAGACCCUGAAUCCAUUAGUCGGCUAUGAAGCAGACACUGGAGACUUUUCCAGAGUACCAUCUUACCGUGUCUCGACAAAAGGCCCCUAGACAUCCAUCAGAAUGAUUACCCUUUUAGAGAUUAAUCAUAAAUCUUAUUUUUGUCCUUCAGUUCUAGUACGCUAUCUUAACAUUCCAUCUGAAUUGGCACCUUUUCUGCUUGACAGAAGGAAUUACACAUUUGCUAUAUGUUUUGAGUUCUACUUUUACUCCUUUUCUAAAUGAAAGAUUUUUAUUUUUAAAAUCUAGUGAUGCGUUGCAAACUUGACAAACUUGCGAAGUGGUUGAGUAUUUCAUGGAUGCACUUGGAGCUUAAAGGCAGGGUCACUUUCAUCAAACGUUAUGCAUUAUGCAUGAAUAGUAUUGGUUUCCAUAUGCUUUGUACUAUGGCUUUCAUGUUACUAUAAUCACUUGUAUUUUAUAAAUUUUGUAAAUUAUAUAACACAUUUUACAUGGUUAUAAACUAUCUGCUUUAAUGCUGUUUAAAUUUAUUAAAC